AAAAAUGAAAUGGUCUUGAAUUAUGAACAACAUGAUUGGAUUGAAAUAUUUAAUUAACUCUUUUAUCCAGUAGUGUUGUUUUACAGUGCAAUAAAAUCCUAUACAAGGUAAGUCAAAUCAUUACAUGGAUCUGAUAAAGUUAAUAGAAUGAUACCUGAUUGAAGAAGUAUUAAUUUCAAGAAAAGUUGUACACAUUUUUUUCAAGCAUAGAAUAAUUAGCGGUGUUUGAAUUGGGUUUAGAUGAUCUCCAUCUGGAUAGUGUGUUUAUGUAGUGGAUUGAAAAGGUCAAAGUGUAUUUGAAGGAGGUUAAGGGGGAACAAGAACAUUAUCAGAAUUUGAAGUUAAGUGUGUGAGAUGUAAUUGAGCUCAAAAGUUGUCUAACAUUAUAGCAGCAUUUGCAGAAUGCUAAACAUUUACACUGAAUGACACCCUGAGCCAUGGAAUAAGAUGCCGAGAAAAAUGUCAAGAAAGGUCUCUGGUCUCAUCAUUAGAAGUAGAAAAAAUAUUAUGAAAGAUGGAUUUAUUACUUCUGGGAUUGGAGAACCAAGUGUGUAUCAUGCUGUUGUUGUAAUUUUCCUGGAAUUUUUUGCCUGGGGACUCCUGACAACCCCUAUGAUCACAGUUCUGAAUGAAACUUUUCCAGAUCACACAUUCCUAAUGAAUGGAUUAAUAGUAGGAGUUAAGGGAUUUUUAUCCUUUUUAAGUGCACCACUGGUAGGUGCUUUGUCAGAUGUCUGGGGAAGGAAAGUUUUUUUACUGUUAACAGUGUUUUUCACUUGUUCUCCAAUUCCAUUAAUGAGGAUUAAUACAUGGUGGUAUUUUGCCAUGAUCUCAAUAUCAGGAGUUUUUGCUGUUACUUUUUCUGUUGUAUUUGCCUAUGUGGCAGAUGUAACUGAAGAACAAGAGCGAAGUUCUGCAUAUGGUUUGGUAUCAGCCACAUUUGCAGCAAGCCUAGUCACGAGCCCUGCACUGGGAGCCUACCUCUCACAGAUUUAUAGUGAUAACUUAGUGGUGGCACUGGCAUCAGCUAUAGCACUACUUGAUGUGUUUUUUAUUCUGGUUGCAGUACCAGAGUCUCUGCCAGAAAAACUAAGACCAUUAUCAUGGGGAGCUAAUAUUUCAUGGGAGCAUGCUGAUCCUUUUUCUGCUCUUAAGAAGGUUGGAAAAGAUCAAAUGAUUCUCAUGCUUUGUAUGGCAGUAUUUCUUUCUUACCUUCCUGAGGCAGGCCAGUACUCAUGUUUUUUUGUUUAUCUAAGAUUGGUAAUGGGAUUUUCAGCUGAAGAAGUUGCCUUAUUUAUUGCCAUUAUAGGUCUGCUUUCUGUUGUGGCACAAACUAUUAUAUUGACCAUGUUAAUGAAGACACUGGGGAGUAAAAAUACAAUUAUGGUUGGACUCUUCUUUGAAAUGCUGCAGUUGAUGUGGUAUGGCUUUGGUUCUCAAAGAUGGAUGAUGUGGGCAGCAGGUGGCUUGGCAUCAGUCUGCAGUAUUACUUACCCAGCUAUAAGUUCUUUUGUUUCAACACAUGCUGAAGUUGACAAGCAAGGUGUAGCUCAGGGAAUGAUAACAGGGAUGAGAGGAUUGUGUAAUGGUCUGGGACCUGCUGUAUAUGGUUUCAUCUUUUAUCUCUUCCACGUGGAUCUAAACGAUGAAGCUGACCUAGAAAAGUCUGCUUUUAACUCCCAAAAUAGGAUAUCCUCCAACUUUACUGGCAUGCUAAAUCCAGAAGAUACUCAGCUGGUUCCUGGACCACCUUUUGUGUUUGGAGCCUUCUUGGUGAUGGUAGCCCUUCUAGUUGCUGCCUUCAUUCCUGACUCCCACCCAUUUGGUAGCAGUACCCGGUCUCCCUCGCAUCAUCGAACCUCUCCUCCUUUUUCUCCAGCUGCAAGCACGAGCACUAGUGAUCCCUUUCUUCAUGACAUGGUCCAUAAGCGGACAGAUGGAAGUCAACCCCUUCUACAAGACACAGAACCUUUAUAGCCUGUCAUUUUAUAUACAUUAAAUAAAUUUGUCUUCUCUGUCAUUCAUACUCCACAAACUGUGUUCAUGAAGAUAGACAAGGUUGUGCUGUACAUAGUCAUGAGAAGUCAUUAUAACAUAAAGAAUGUUUAUUAGGUAAAAAUGGCUUUAAAAUUAUGAAAUAUUACAUGCUAAAUGUAUGUAAGAAAAACUUAAUUUUUAGUAAUUAAAGGAAUGAUAAUUAUUGAACUCAUUCAUAAUUACUGCUUAAAAUUCAUACUCAGCUUUCAUACGUUCAUACAAAAUGGAUAUGAUACUGAAAUGCAAGUUCUUUAUUUAUUAUGGAUAUGGGAUAUUGAAACAAUUAAACUUAAUAUUAUAAUGUAGAAUAUGUAAAUUUGGGUAUAUUUGCAUAAAACUUAAUUGAUCUUUAUUAAUAGGUUUCAUAUAAUUAUUAAAUAUGUAACACCUCAAAUUAGCCUUAAAAAAACUGAUGUUAUUCUUCCAUUCUCUAUUUUUCUCUGUAACUGAUAAAAAGAGCCAUCAUAUCAUUAUAUUUGUUAUUAGACUGUAAUAUUUGUUUUUAUUAAGGCUGAAAGGCACAAGGAUUCAUUCCUAGUUCUAUUGAAAGAUCACUUUUGUCAAAUUCUUUUGUUUUACAAGCCAAUUAGGUUUUAGAAAAGUGUUUCAGCUUACUGUGGAUGUUUGUUUUUAUUAGGUGAAAGAUAUGUGGCAUUAUCCAGGAAUAUAUCUUGUGCCUUCAAAACAUCUGUUAAAAAAUUCUAAAUCUGCAUAGGUAUUAUUAUUAUAAUAUAUGAAGAAGAAUAAUUAAUUACCAUAAAUAAGAGUUGUAUUUUAUACCAGUAUUUUUCUUAGUCAUAAAUUUGAUGAUGUUAAGAUUGGUCAGUUUGAGGUGAGGUUUUUGGAGAUUUUAUUUCAAUCUUAAAAUUAUAUGAUGUAACUACUGAUAUAGCAUGACCUUAAUAAGUUACUUUUAAAAUUGUAGGUGUAAUUAGAAGAAAGACACAACUUAUCCAAAACAUCUAGUUGCUUGUUAGUUGUGGUGUAAGAUUGGUUAGCUGGAGUCUGUUGUAUUUCUCAGCAUCUGCUGUUUGCAAGAAAUUUGUGAAACUAUAAAAUUUUCUAAUCUUUUGUUAUUCCAGUAUUUUGAAGUUGCACAUACCAAUUUUAUCUUGAGAACCUGAUAGUCAUAGCCUGUAGAACGAAAAGAAAGUAACUACUAUAUUUAUAUACUUCAUCAAACCUAAAUGUUAACAAGGAAGUUUAAAUAAGAUUGUGUCCUGGAGAUCUGCAUGAUAUAAACACUGUUUAUUUUCAUAAAGUAAGUUAAUGUUAUAAAUUGAACAUUUAAUUGCACAUUUUGUGAUACAUUAGCCCUCCAUAUACAAGCUUGGUCAUUUUUACCAGCCAUACAACCACCUUGAAACUGUUCUUUGAAUGUAGUAAGUAUAUCUUCACAAAAUUUGGCAGACUUGUUGUAAACAUUAAGAGUCAUUUUUUCACCAAAAAAUCAGAUUUGCUAAUUAAAUAUUUUUACUGAAGGUUUGUCUGCGAAUUUGUGGAGUCCAUGUGUGAGGUGAUUUUCAUGUUAAAACUAAUAGUACUUUUUUUCAUUUUACAGUUUCAGAUUUGAUGUGCAUAAUCUGUAGAACCUUGAAAAUUAAUAUCAAAAGUUUUUUCAGUAAAAUGUUAUAUUGUAUCUGUCAUUUCCUCUACUCUAACACUAUAUAGACUUGGUCUAUUUGAUCAACCUUGUAACCACCCCAAACAAUAUGAAAUAAUCAAAAUUAUGCUUUUUUUUCUAGAAUGACUGCAGAUUGUAAGAGAAAAUUAAUUAAAAUUCUUUAUUCUAAACAGCCUCAGACUCUUAACAAUUUACAUCUGUUCUUAUUUAAUUUUAUUGCUUUUUGAACCAUGUCUAACUGUUGAACAUGUACAAGCUAGAAACAACCUGGUGAACACAUAUCAAUUAACACUAUUAAAUUACAUAAUGAGUGAACCUCUUACAUGUAUACCUUAUAGAGAAAUUAAUGUAUUUUUGUUAUUUAAUUUUUGUAAUUUAUGUUUUUUUAUCUAACCUCAUGAGUUUUCAGUUUUUACCUUUUAGUUACUUUUAUAAUGAUAAAUAAAAAUAUACAUAAAAAAACAAACAACUUAGUACUUACAUGUGGAUCUUGUACUUUUGUGCAGUUGGAGAUUGAAAGUGUCGAUAAAAGUUAACCUUAAUUUUUGUUUGGGUUGUUGUUAAUACUUUCCAGAAUUUUUAUUUUAUUUAGAUGAUUAAUUUAAAACACAAAAUAAUAACACAAACAAAGCAAACAAUGUCUUAUAACUAUUAUUAUUUAACUGGUUUUCUGACUAAGCCAUGAGGGUAUUUAAAUAAUUUCCUUAGCUGGUUGAACUGAACUUGAUGAUAGAAACUUGGAAGCUGUAUACCGAAUAAUUCAAAAGCUGUUAUAAGAUUGAGCUAGCAUUAUACAUAAAUCAGUAAAUUAAAGUUUUCUAUUUCUAUUGGUUAUAAAUAAUGUAAUAGCAAAUGUCACUGACAGUCACUGACAUUUUGUGAAAAAUUGUAUGUGAUAGAGUGUGUGGGUUUAAAUUUAUGGUUUAUAUCUAAGUAAAAUUAAAUGACUGGAGAAUAUAAUAUUAGUUAAUGUCUUAGCAAUAUUUAUAAGUUUGUAAUGUGCAUUAAAACUCAGAAGCUCAAAUAGAGUUGUAAAGAUUAUAUGAAAUCUGAGGGCUUCAAUACCCUUUGGCAGACCAUAACCCAUUGUGUAGCUAAUUGUGCAAUUUGGAAUAAACAAAUGUCACAUGAUAUAAAGUAAAGGUUGAAAGUUUAUUUAGAUGUUUCCUUUUGAACUUAAGAAAUUAAAGCUUAUCAGAUAGUUAAUUUGAUUUAUGAACUAUGUUUGAUGCCAAGAUAAUGAGAUUAAUUAAAUUUUGAAUGUAACUCAAAAAAUUUGAGACAUGCAUUUCUACCUACCUAUAUCCAGAAGGUUAAUAAAGAUGGAAGCUAAUAAACGUAGUGAGAACUGUUUGUUUACAACUCCCAACUACUACUUUGUGCAUUUCUAAUUGGGUACGUUCGUGUGUGCAUGUCUAUUUAGCUUUUUUUAUUUUUCUUAUGAAUCUGUAUCCUACAAUUUUUCCCUGUGUGUUGUAGCAUGAUUCAAGGUUGAAGACUAGGUCCGUGUUUAAACAUUUAUGAAAUGGUUGUUGUUAUACAUAAGGAUUUGUAUUAUCCACGGUUUUCUUUAUUAGUUAUAGAGCUGGUUUUCUCUUAUUUAAGUAGAAUUUUCUAGUGAGAAGACUGUUGACCUAACCCAUGGAUUAUGUCCUUGGCUUAAAUAUUCGUAUAGAUGUAUAUUAUGAUCCAUCAAACAUAUUCUAAAUACAACUAAAAGUGCAAAUACUGAUUUUUCCACUGUUUAAGUAUUUUUUUAUCCAUUAGAGAAGUUUAUGUUAAUCUCUUAAAAUUUCAUAAAGCUAUGUGUUUGAAAAAUAUGAUCUGAUGAAUUAUAAGUCAUUAUAAUAUGUAAAAAAACUACACAGAAAACUUAAUGUCAAGAGUAAUGGACUUUUUAACCAUUUCAACUGAGUAGUUGUUUUAUUUGAGUAAAGUAUUUGAUGAUUAACAUGUUUAAUAUAAAAACUUGCCCUGUGGUAAUAGGAGUUAAUAAUUUUAAAAAACAACCGGUGUUACCUCGGUUUUAUUGUCUCUUAUUUUGAUGUUUGAUGACCCCACUUUUGGCUAUCUUUAAUGCUAAGGCUAUUGUAAUUAUAAGAAACCAUUUUUGUGAUAUACUCACUGUGAACUCUAGGAAGUAUAUGGCAAAUAGUAAAAGUAGAAUUAGAAUUUUUAAAAAAUUGUCAUAUGAAGUCCUCAAUAAAUACUGAUAUAUUAAAAAUUCCUAUUUAAGUGGUAGUGAUAACAUUAAAUAUCAUGCCAGUAACUGCGUGUGGAAAAAAACAACUUAAUUUGAGGAUUAAAUGUAUAAUUAGAAUUAGCACAAAUUCAGUAUUUACUGUUACUGCUUAAGGAAUGAAAUUGUUUUUUUUUUGCUGACAAAUAUCUGCAAUGCAACUAAAUGAUGAUGAUUUAUUAAGUAUCUUUUAAUUUUCAAACUAACUACUGGAUAAGGAAGUUUAUAACACAAACAAUGUUCAUUAUUAUAUGUAUGUAAUUUGACAUUCUGCAGGUUUAAUCCGCUUUUUUUUACCUUUUCACUAGUUUAUUUGGUUUAAUAUAUAUAUUUUGUGAUGAUGAAAUUGUAAUAAAGGAUUUUAACUGAUUGAA
Molecule: messenger RNA, 6274 nt
Organism: Limulus polyphemus (Atlantic horseshoe crab)
Lineage: Eukaryota; Metazoa; Arthropoda; Merostomata; Xiphosura; Limulidae
Product: hippocampus abundant transcript 1 protein-like
Exons: 13
Coding region: 448-1977 (509 amino acids)
Biological process (GO): transmembrane transport
Cellular component (GO): membrane
Molecular function (GO): transmembrane transporter activity
Source: RefSeq, a predicted model, not a curated record